GUUAGCAACAUUGAGUGCGGUUAGAUGUGUUUUCUUAGCUAAACAAACACAGAUUUGGAUAUAUUAAGAACAUUACUUCGUGUUCUCGCAAAGAGCGCGCUUAUCUCUUGCUAAAGCAAACGGUUUAUUGAAGCGUACUGAAAGACAAGUUUUGCAGUUAAUCCCUGAGCAAUGUACAACUUACUUCUUGGCCUGUUUCUGAUCACAUUCCAAGUGGGUUGCUAUGGCGCCCCGGGGCCAAGGAUGAACGGAAAACAAGUUGUAAAAAGAGCAGUUUGCACCGAAGAUCAGCUGGACAAAAAUCCAGGAUGUCUCUACUGGAAACAGAGUGGGUACUGUGAUUAUGAGUACGUGAAGACGAGGUGCCAAGAGAGCUGUGGCUUUUGUGAUCCGCCACCUCCACAACCGUGCAAAGCAAAUGAGAACGAUAAGAAAAACGGAUGUAAAAGUUGGAAAAAUCAAGGGUUAUGUAAGAAUGGCCAAUAUCACCAGUUUAUGAAAGAAAACUGCUAUGUUACGUGUGGAUAUUGUAUAGCGCCUCCAACGUCACCUCCAAGAGCUACGCCAGCCCCACAAGUGGACCCUGAUGCCUGCCUGAAAGCCCAUAAUGAAAAACGAGCACUUCACCCUGGAACUCCAAUGCUGGUCUGGGAUGAUACACUGGCUCAACAUGCUAAAACCUGGGCUGAUCACCUGGCUUCCAAGGGAACGCUGGAGCACGCAGAAAACACUAGAGAAGGAGAAAACCUUUAUUAUUUUGGGACUUCGGGCUCAUAUGUGGCGACAUGUGAUGAUGCAGUGCAGGCUUGGUACGAUGAAAUCAAGGACUAUGAUUACCAAAACCCUGUUUUCAGUCUUAGUACUGGCCAUUUCACCGCGGUGGUUUGGAAAAGCACCACUCGUGUGGGAGCGGCUCUUGCGAAAGUAGUGGAUGGCGGAUACACCAAGACUUACGUCGUGGCGCGCUACUUACCACAAGGAAAUACUAAAGGACGCUUCGCGGAGAACGUGCUGCCUUUGGCCUCAUAGAACAUAGCUCUAUAGUUGAGGAGGUCGAAUGGAUCUCAAGAGGUGCACCUGGUUUGUCUGUGUCGGAUACAUAACAUUGUAACUUUAGUCUUAGACCUUAAGCGGUGCCAAUAAAGAAUCAACUGAUAACACAUAA
Molecule: messenger RNA, 1165 nt
Organism: Pocillopora damicornis (cauliflower coral)
Lineage: Eukaryota; Metazoa; Cnidaria; Anthozoa; Scleractinia; Pocilloporidae
Cellular component (GO): extracellular region
Source: RefSeq, a predicted model, not a curated record